AUGGCGGAGAGCGCUUUUGAACACAGUCAAUAUGAAAUCUUUGUACGACACAAACGAAAAGCAAGAUAUUUUGUGAACUUUUGUCUGAUUGCAUUUCAAGUGGGUGUCGCCAGUGUUGCCUACGUCUUCGUUGUUGAUCAUCUCCAAGAGAUAUUUCUCUACUUUAAAUUGAAUGUUGGACUGUCAACAAAGGAGUUACUUCUGGUUUAUACUAUUCCUGCUAUACUAAUUAAUUUUGUUCGUACUAUACGUACGGUGACCGUCAUUUGUUUGAUUGGCAAUGUUUUUAUUUUUGCUUCCAUAGGAUUGAUUCUUGGUGAGCUUUUCACUUCUGAACAUAAUUGGAAAAGUUUACCAUGGAUUACUUCUUUCGAUGGUGUUGUUGCAUCAGCUGGUUCCCUUUUGUAUUCGUUUGAAGGACAAGCUAUGGUCCUCCCACUGGAGAACAAAUUAAAACAUCCAGAAGAUAUGCUUGGAUUGACGGGAGUGCUCACCACAGGAAUGAGUCUCGUGACGAUCAUAUACACUUAUUGUGGCUUUUUUGGAUAUAUCACUUACGGAGAGAAUGUGCAAGGUAGCAUCACAUUGAAUCUUCCUGACUCAGGGCUAAACGUAGCCGUGAAAAUCCUGCUGGUGCUUGUGGUGUUUUUCGGGAACGUUCUACAAAUGUACGUCAUUAUUGAGAUGUUAUGGCCACCAUUAAGAAAUAAGUUGGAACUAAAAAAGAAGUCAAACACCACUAUACUCAUUCUGGAGUACUUGUUCAGAGCUGGCGUCGUAUGUUUUGCCAUGCUGUGGGCUAUUGCUAUUCCGAAUCUGCAAGAAAUUAUUCCUUUCGUGGAAAGUCAUCCUGGUGCCGGUAUCAUUGCUCCUGGAAGUGCUGGCAUCGCCGGAAGACCUGGUAUACCUGGCAUACCACCGGGUGGAAGCACUCCUAAUGGUGUCAGGCACCAAACUCGUGUAAUUGACAUCCCGAUUUGCGCCAUUGGAAGGUUGUUGGUUCUCCAGCUACCAUCAGCGUUACAUGUGAGCGCAGCGGUUAUUCCACCCAGUACAGGUGCGACCAAAGCAGCCAUUCGAGCAAGAAAUCCUGGCAAAGGUAUAACCGAUCCGGCCGCUACAGCUUGUACCAAGCCCGCGUUACACAUCAAACAAGCUGAGGAAUUUCAGUAG
Molecule: messenger RNA, 1173 nt
Organism: Necator americanus (New World hookworm)
Lineage: Eukaryota; Metazoa; Nematoda; Chromadorea; Rhabditida; Ancylostomatidae
Exons: 11
Coding region: 1-1173 (390 amino acids)
Biological process (GO): amino acid transmembrane transport
Molecular function (GO): L-amino acid transmembrane transporter activity
Source: RefSeq, a predicted model, not a curated record